Molecule: messenger RNA, 1686 nt
Organism: Thermochaetoides thermophila DSM 1495
Lineage: Eukaryota; Fungi; Ascomycota; Sordariomycetes; Sordariales; Chaetomiaceae
Exons: 2
Coding region: 1-1686 (561 amino acids)
Cellular component (GO): cellular bud neck; plasma membrane
Source: RefSeq, a predicted model, not a curated record
AUGGCGCCGGUCGACGUGGCCAUGCGGAGGAGUUUGAGGGCGGGCUUUUUGGAUUUGCUGACGAGGAGUAUACGACCGGUCGUGCAGCGGAGAAAUCUUGGGGACCAAAUCAACGAUGUGAAGACAGCCUUCUCGAGUUGGGACAACUGCAUGCAGGUCGCUUAUUGCAAGUGGCCCGUCAUUGGCCUCAUUAUCGCCGCCGGCCUGAUCAUCUUUGGAGUGACUUGGUGCAUUAUUCGGUGUGCCUGCUGCGGCCUCUCGUGCUGCUGCUCGUGCUUCAAGUGCCUCAAGUGCUGCGGCGACUGCUGUGGCUGCUGCGACCCUCCAAGAGGCAAUCGGCGCAAGUAUCUUGAUGAACCCUACAUACCACCAAACCAUGGAGGUUACAAGCCUCAACCGCCUAUGUUCGCAGGGUUUGGCGGCUCGGGGAAAGCUGCUGACGUUCCUCAGUAUGCCGAGUUUGACGUGAGCAAGCCCAAAGAUCCGGACGCCUUGCCGCAAAUGCCGACCUGGGAGAAGGCCGAGAGCAAGAAAGUUUUCCUAGAGGAAGAAGAAGAAGGGGUUGAAAUGAAUAACCUCAAGAAGCCAGAAGACAAUGGGCAAACCGCUGCUCCUCCAACUGGAGCGGUCCCCUCAAGAGCUGUCACUCCCGUGUCCCCACGUUCUCCGACUCAUCCGGUCCCGUAUGGUCCUCCUGGUGCGAACGCUCCCACCUCCAAUGAUCAAUACGGAACCGGACCAGGGGGCUACGGCUCAUAUGUCUCCCAGGGUGCGCCCGACUACAAUCAGCCCUCCAUGCCAUAUCCCGAGGAUGACCAAGGAUAUAGCAUGCCAGGGACAUCACGACACUCACCACAGUCUUACAACAAUAGCAGUUACAACAACGGCGCAUGUAGUAAUGGAUAUAGCAUUAGUGGCUACAAUCAAGGGUCGAGUGGUUACGACAACUAUGGCUCUCCACAGCAACAGCAACAACCCUACGACAACUAUGACAUUUACAAUGCCUAUGACACCCAACCGACCCAAGGCUACAGCACAGGAUACUCGCAGCCUACUAUUGACUUGAGUAGCACCAGCGUCUAUGGCGCCAACCCACAAUCUCCGGCGCCCUCACAGCAUGGGCCAUAUAACAAUCCCUAUAGCAGCGCGGAUGCACGCCGGUCACCCGCACCCCAAGGACCCUACGGCAACGGUUACGGAUCUCGGCACCAAUCUCCUGCCCCUCAAGAUUAUCCGGCACCUACGUAUUCUCAGGAAGCACGACGAUCUCCCGUACCGCGCAAUGUGCCUGCCCCUCUGUCACCUGGUGGCUCACGAUCGCAGGAUCCGCGCAUGUCGCCAGUCCCCAUGUCCCCUCGUUCUCCAGGCCCUAGAUCUCCUGCUCCCUAUGCGAGAGAGUACGGCGGCCAAAGCGGCAGUUUCGACAGCACUAACAGCAGCCAUCGCGCGUCGCCGUAUGGUCAAAGGCAGUACACCCCGGAUCCCACACAGCCACUGCGAGCUCCUCCGCCACAGCGGUCAUACACGGGCGAUUUUGAUUUUUCGACUUCCGGGCAUAGCAGGCCCACUGGGAAUGGAGCUUACGCGGAUUCGUUGUAUGGCGAUUCGACCUAUGCGAGUCAAGGGCAGGGGUCGAACGCCGGAACAAUGUAUCCCGGGUAUAAGCCGUAUCAGUCUUCAAGAUGA